This is a messenger RNA of Arabidopsis thaliana (thale cress), 1884 nucleotides long. It is a transcript of the gene CRK15, whose product is annotated as cysteine-rich RECEPTOR-like kinase. Gene Ontology annotation, biological process: response to oxidative stress. The record is from RefSeq and is marked reviewed. Gene Ontology annotation, cellular component: membrane. Gene Ontology annotation, molecular function: protein serine kinase activity; ATP binding; protein kinase activity. The transcript has 7 exons. Bases 1 to 1884 code for a protein of 627 amino acids. NCBI's taxonomy places the organism in Eukaryota, Viridiplantae, Streptophyta, Magnoliopsida, Brassicales, Brassicaceae.
AUGUCUUCUGGUGCCUCUUUCAUCUUCCUUUUCUUCUUCCUCACUAGCUUCACAGCUUCUGUUGAAAAUGUUUUCUAUAUAAAGCAUAUUUGCCCAAAUACGACAACUUAUUCAAGAAACAGCCCUUACUUGACUAAUCUCAGAACCCUUUUGUCUUCUCUUUCUGCCCCCAACGCCUCUUACUCUACUGGAUUCCAAAGCGCCAGGGCGGGACAAGCCCCUGAUAGAGUCACCGGACUUUUCCUUUGCCGCGGAGACGUCUCACCGGCAGUUUGUCGUAACUGCGUCGCCUUCUCCAUCAACGACACACUCGUUCAGUGUCCGAGUGAGAGAAAAUCCGUGUUUUAUUAUGAUGAGUGUAUGCUCAGAUACUCUGACCAGAAUAUUCUCUCGACCCUUGCAUACGAUGGAGCAUGGAUCAGGAUGAACGGAAAUAUUUCAAUUGAUCAAAAUCAAAUGAACCGGUUCAAAGAUUUUGUGUCGUCUACGAUGAAUCAAGCUGCCGUCAAAGCGGCGAGCAGUCCUAGAAAGUUCUAUACGGUAAAGGCCACUUGGACAGCACUCCAGACGUUGUACGGCCUGGUUCAGUGCACUCCUGAUCUUACAAGACAAGACUGCUUCAGCUGUCUGGAAAGUUCCAUCAAAUUAAUGCCUCUUUACAAAACUGGAGGAAGAACUCUUUACUCUAGUUGUAAUUCAAGGUACGAGCUUUUCGCGUUCUACAACGAAACUACUGUUAGAACACAACAAGCACCACCACCGCUACCUCCUUCGUCUACUCCUCUGGUGACAUCUCCUUCACUACCAGGGAAAAGUUGGAAUUCAAAUGUGUUAGUGGUUGCAAUUGUUCUGACCAUCCUUGUGGCUGCUCUACUUUUGAUAGCUGGUUAUUGUUUUGCAAAAAGGGUUAAGAAUUCUUCUGAUAAUGCACCAGCCUUUGAUGGAGAUGAUAUAACAACCGAGUCGCUGCAACUUGAUUAUAGAAUGAUUCGAGCUGCAACAAAUAAGUUUUCAGAAAAUAAUAAGAUAGGUCAAGGUGGAUUUGGUGAGGUUUACAAGGGUACAUUUUCGAAUGGAACUGAAGUAGCGGUUAAGAGACUGUCAAAAUCUUCAGGACAAGGUGACACAGAGUUCAAGAACGAGGUUGUUGUUGUUGCAAAGCUUCAGCAUAGAAAUCUGGUUAGGCUUCUAGGAUUUUCUAUAGGAGGAGGAGAAAGGAUAUUGGUCUACGAGUAUAUGCCCAACAAAAGCCUUGAUUACUUUCUCUUUGAUCCUGCGAAGCAAAAUCAGCUGGACUGGACUCGACGAUACAAGGUCAUUGGAGGGAUUGCUCGAGGAAUUUUAUAUCUUCAUCAAGAUUCAAGGCUCACAAUCAUACACCGUGACCUCAAAGCAAGUAACAUUCUCCUGGAUGCGGAUAUGAAUCCCAAACUUGCUGAUUUUGGACUGGCAAGGAUCUUUGGAAUGGACCAAACCCAGGAAAACACAAGCAGAAUAGUUGGUACCUUCGGUUACAUGGCUCCUGAAUAUGCAAUACAUGGCCAGUUCUCGGUGAAAUCUGAUGUGUAUAGCUUCGGAGUGUUGGUGCUUGAGAUUAUAAGCGGUAAGAAGAACAACAGCUUUUACGAGACAGACGGCGCACAUGACUUGGUCACACAUGCUUGGAGGCUUUGGAGUAAUGGAACAGCAUUAGACCUCGUGGAUCCAAUUAUUAUAGAUAAUUGCCAAAAGAGUGAAGUGGUUCGAUGCAUCCAUAUAUGUCUUUUAUGUGUUCAAGAAGAUCCUGCAGAGCGUCCGAUCUUGUCGACCAUUUUCAUGAUGCUCACAAGUAAUACUGUGACUUUACCAGUGCCUCUACAACCAGGGUUUCCCGUUCAGAGUUGA